GAGGUGGUGACGCGGCCGAGGAGGAUGAGAGAGGCGGCAGUAGCAGUGGUGCCCUCUUCGUGAAGAAGGGAGAAAGGGAAACGGUGGUUUUGACGGAGGACGGAGAGAUUUCCACGGUGCGAAUUAGCGACGGGAUAGAGAAUGGGAGGUUUCAUAUCGAGUUCAUCACUUUGGAGCCAAACGCCCUCUUCCUCCCUGUUCUUCUCCAAUCCGAAAUGGUCUUCUAUGUUCACACAGGGAGUGGGCAGAUUAAUUGGACUGAUGGAGAUGAAACCAAACAGCUGGAAUUGAGAAAAGGAGAUAUAUAUAGGCUGCGACCGGGAACUGUUUUCUACAUUCAAAGCAGCUUAGAGAUGGAGAGGCAGAAACUUAGAAUUUAUGCCUUCUUUGCCAAUGCAGAAAAUGACUUGCAUGAACCAGCAAUUGGACCAUACUCAAGUAUACGCAGAUUGAUUCUAGGCUUUGAUAAAGCCGCUCUAUCAGCAGCCUUUGGGGUUCCUUUGGAAGACAUAGAAGAGAUUACUGGCGCUGCGGAUCCUGGAGCUAUAGUGCAUGGAUUGGCAAAGGCCAAGAAAACAGUGGACAUGGAAUUUGAUUUCAUCAAAGCACUUCUAAGUGGCAGUGGCUAUAUCAGCUUAUAUCAUGCCCAAAACAAGAAAAAGACUAGACAGUUCAAUGUUUUCUCGAAUGACCCCGACUUUGAAAACUGCAAUGGGUGGAGCACAGUAGUAUCGAAGAAGCAGUUGUCUGCAUUGAAGGGCAUUGAUAUUAGCCUUUUCAUGGUAAACUUGACCAAGGGCUCAAUGAUGGGGCCACAUUGGAACCCAAGGGCUACUGAGAUUGGAAUCGGCUUACAAGGACAAGGAAUGGUCACGGUGGUUUGCCCCGGGCCGACAAACAGAACAGGCUGCAAAACCAUGAGGUUCCACGUCGAGGAAGGUGAUGUGUUUGUGGUGCCGAGGUUCCAUCCCAUGGCUCAGGUGUCUUUCAACAAUGACUCAUUCAUUUUCAUGGGAUUUAGUACGGCGGCAAAGAACAACCAUCCUCAGUACCUGGCAGGCAAAGCCUCUGUGUUUCAGACUUUGGACAGAGACAUUAUAUCCGUCUCUUUAAACACCAACAACAAGACAGUAGAUAAGAUCUUGAAUCAGCAAGAGCAGGCGAUAAUCCUGGACUGCACAUCUUGUGCGGAGGAAGAGUUCAAGAUAAUGAAAGAUGAAAUUGAAAAGUCAAAAGAGGAAGCAAGGAAGAAAAAGGAAGAGGAAGAAAAGAAGAAAAGGGAAGAGGAAGAAAAGAAAAAGGAAGAGGAGAGAAAAAAACAGCAAGAAGCUAGAAAGAGAGAAGAUGAAAAGAAAAGGCAAGAAGAAGAAGCUAGGAGAGAGGAGGAAGAGGCAAGGAAGAAAGAAGAGGAAAGACGACAGGAAGAGGCUGCCAGAGAGGCAGCUAGGAAAGAAGAGGAAGAAGCUAGGAGAGAGGAGGAAGAGGAGAGAAAGAAACAAGAAGAAAUGGAAAGGCAAAAAGAAAAAGAAGAAGAACGAAAGAGGAAAAAGGAAGAGGAAAGGCAACAAGAGGAAGAAGCUAGGAGGAAGGAGGAAGAGGCAAAGAAACAGGAAGAGCAGAAACACCAAGAAGAAGAGGCUGCCCGGGAGGCAGCUAGAAGGGAAGAAGAAGCUAAAAGAGAGAAGGAAGAGGCAAAGAAAAGGGAGGAACAAAAGAGAAAGGAAGAAGAGGCAGCUCAAGAGGCAACUGAAAAGGAAGAAGAAGCAAAGAGAGAGAAAGAAGCAAAGAAGAGAGAAGAGCAACAAAAACGUGAAGAAGAAGCUGCCGAAGAGACAGCCAGAAGGGAGGAAGAAGCAGCUAGACAACAGGAAGAAGAAAGAAGGGAAGCAGCAGCUAGGCAACAAGAGGAAGAAAGAAGAAAAGAGGCAGCUAAAAAGGAGGAAAAAGCUAGGCAGCACGAAGAAGAACAGGAGGAAGAACGUGAACAUGAAGGUGGUGGGUGGGAGUGGGGAGAGGGAGGUCCAAGCAUAGAAUGGGGAAGAAGAAUCAUGAAGAAAGCUAGGGGGAAGACUUUCAUAUUGCCCUAAUGACUCAGUUUUCCAAAACUUGUUGUGUUCAUAGUUUUUGAAUAAGCAUAUCAGAACUUGUUCUUGCAUUGACCCUGUGUCUGUUUUGCAAAUAACUUUUGUCCCCAACCUAAUGUUAUAACCACUUUUCAUUAGCUUUGGUACGAAUCAAU
Messenger RNA from Cuscuta epithymum, 2239 nucleotides. NCBI's taxonomy places the organism in Eukaryota, Viridiplantae, Streptophyta, Magnoliopsida, Solanales, Convolvulaceae. The record is from the annotation of a GenBank genome assembly.